Molecule: messenger RNA, 1182 nt
Organism: Colletotrichum phormii
Lineage: Eukaryota; Fungi; Ascomycota; Sordariomycetes; Glomerellales; Glomerellaceae
Exons: 3
Coding region: 182-949 (255 amino acids)
Cellular component (GO): EMC complex
Source: RefSeq, a predicted model, not a curated record
UUAGCUAUAUCCUCCAACAUCCCACCUCGAGAACCUCACGCAAGACCCCCCCGCCCUCUCUCACCGACAAAGCUCCUUUCUCAUUCCUUUUGUCACCCCCCCGCUGUUGACUUGUCGUUUACAUCUAGACGUCUACCAUCCUCCCCCAUCGCCAAAGAAUCUCUUCCGAACCACCUCGAAAAUGCGCCUCCUCACAACCAUCGCCCUCGCGGCACCCUUCCUCCUCGACCCGACAGCAGCCGCCUCCCUAACCCUCUCGAUCCCCUCCUCCCAAGCCCUGCCCAACCCCUACACCCUCCCGCCCUCAACCCACGCGACGCUCUCCUCCCUCGGCGCCACCUUCUCCGCGCCCCUGUCGGUCAAAAACACGUUCGUCUUCCACAACCUCACCGACAGCAGCGGCUCCUACCUCGUCGACGUCCACUGCGCGACCCACGCUUUCGCGCCGCUGCGGCUCGACGUCGACGCCGAGGGCGGGGUCGCGGCGUGGGAGACGUACCGCGGUAAUGAUUGGGAUAACAAGGGCGAGGCGUACGUGUCCAAGGACUUUGAGGGCGGUGGGAAGGGGUUCGAGGUUAGGGUGUUGGGGCAGAAGAAUUAUUUUGUGGAGAGGAGCAAGUUCUCCAUCCUCACCAUCCUCAAGAACCCCAUGAUCCUCCUCGGCCUCAUCAGCAUGGGCAUCUUCCUCGGCAUGCCCUACCUCAUGGACAACAUGGACCCCGAAAUGCGCGCCGAAUUUGAAGAACGCCAAAAGAGCAACCCAAUGAACUCACUCCUCGGCGGCGGCGGCGGCGGAGGCGGCGACGCGAACCCCAUGGCCAACUUUGACAUGGCGGGCUUCCUCGCUGGUACCGGUAGCAGCAGCAAGAAGGAAGAGUCCUCCGGUUCCGGGUCCGGUGCCUCGGGCGGUGGUGCCGGUGGUAAGAAGGAGAAGGGCGUGCGGAGGUGAGACUGUGAGCAGGCGAGAUAAUCCCAACGGUGUUCAAGAUUGUUAUCACGGCUUCCUAUGGAGAUAUAGAAUUCUAAGCUACGGCGCUUCUUAAAAAACUACAAUUCCCUAUAAACAAGUUUUUACCAAAUUGCAUGAGCCAAGGAUGUCGGAAGUUCUCAUGUGCUGCCGCUAAUGCUUCUCUCCGUGGCACUGGGUUGCUAUAAUCAUAUGUACCUUAUACCUACCCCAGG